Messenger RNA from Cuscuta epithymum, 1143 nucleotides. The record is from the annotation of a GenBank genome assembly. NCBI's taxonomy places the organism in Eukaryota, Viridiplantae, Streptophyta, Magnoliopsida, Solanales, Convolvulaceae.
CCGAAUGGAACCCAACACUUCAAGGUUCAAUCUGACAAACUCGCUCAGCCAAGCUACUUGCGCGGGUAAAUGAUGUCCUUCCUUCCAAAUCCACCUUGCCAUGCACCUCAUCGUUAUCCGCACCAGGGGCUUAUUAUGCUCCACGUCUCCACCGUCUGUCUAAAGUUCUGUGUGCUUUCUUCCAUAACACUCAAUUUAGUAAUUUUAUGCCUAAUGGGUGUUCGGAUUCUUAACCUUUCCCCAUUUUCUUGUUCCAGAUCCUUCCUUUUCAACUCCACAGCCCCGUCAGGUUUUAUCCCUGUGUCUGCACUGUCCAAGAAAACGCAAUUGGAUGCACCAUCUUCUAGAUCCAUCCAGCUGAAAAAUUCCUCAUCUGGGUUCGGCUGUUUGAUUCAUCAGGCAGGCUUUAGAGCUUCAGGGUUCGUAGCCAUGGCUUCCACGGGAUCGGUUCAGAAGUCUGAAGAGGAGUGGCGUGCUAUUCUAUCUCCUGAACAGUUCCGGAUUUUAAGAAUGAAAGGGACUGAGUAUCCAGGAACAGGGGAAUACAACAAGCAUUAUGAAGAGGGAGUGUACAAGUGUGUAGGAUGUGGAACUCCUCUUUACAGGUCCACAACUAAGUUCGACUCGGGCUGCGGCUGGCCCGCUUUUUAUGAGGGUCUUCCUGGUGCCAUUAACAGGACCACUGAUGCAGAUGGGAGGAGAAUAGAAAUUACAUGUGCUGCCUGCGGAGGACACCUUGGCCAUGUUUUCAAGGGUGAAGGGUUCCCCACGCCAACGGAUGAGAGGCAUUGUGUCAAUAGUAUCUCUCUAAAGUUUGUCCCUUCACCAAAUUCUGAUGCCUAGCUCCUGAGUCCUGACUGACUGAAUAUGAAUGUGUGGUUCCAACUCUAAUAUACUGCUUUGACUUUGUAUCACACAACUGAAGCUCAUAAUAUGAGUGAGGAGCCCUUGUGGGCGGUUUUUUUUCUGUGUUUGUGUAAAUGUCCAUUGUCCAAUCCUUGUGUUUGUCAUAUAUUCCGUAAGUCUGUAUCGGAUUAUGUGCUGUUCUGGACUUGUAUCUCUUGUUUAAUAGGGCUAAUAACACCAUCCGCUCACAAAACUGAAUCGACAUAAAAUUAAUGGCAUUUCAAAUGGUUACAAUUU